UUGACCGUAGUAAUCCCUUAGUUCUUCUCUGAGUCUGAACCCACAGCCUGAACCUAGGUACUCACACUUGACUACACAAUCUUCUAAACUUGUUUCAGUCCUUUCAAAUAACGGCUCAUGAAUGGAUCUACAUAGGACUAAAAUUCAAAUCAAUCUAAACCCGCCAGGGAUGAAUGGUUUUGAAUUUAACAUGAUCUGUAAGAAAGAACCUGUUAAUGAGAACCACCCUGGAGCUUUAAUCCAGGAUCCUGCUUUCUGUGAAAUUGGAUCCAGGUGUAAGGAUGAGAAGGAGAUUAAGGUGGAGGUGGAAGAUCCGCUGCAACUUUCCAGGACUGAUAUCAGGAAGGAGCCUGAAGAACAAACGUUUCCAGGUUUGCGGGUAAAACCAGCUAGGAAACGUGUUCCCAUACCUAGAUGCUAUAAUUGUGACAAAUGCAGAUUUUUGACAAGAAACUUCACAGAUCUGAAGUAUCACAUGAUAAUUGUUCACAAAGUUUUCCUAAAACUGAUAAAUGAAUCUGAUAAGGAGAAUAAUAGUUUCUCGUCGCAUCCUAUUAAUUUCCCAACUUUCCAGCUCCAUGCACUCGCUGCACUCACGACACGUGAGGAACCGUACACCGUUCAUAAACCUGGAAACACCUCUACCAUUGAUUUAAAGCCUAAACUGGAAAAAAUCAUGAAACCGGCGGAGCCAAACAUAAGGAAACCCGAUUUUCGUUGCAAGAAAUGUACCGUUAUCUGUCAAACCUCUCAGGUUUUGAUGGAGUUAAAACAUCAUUUGAUGUUUGUUCACAAUCUCUCCUGCUUCUCCUGUGAUCGAUGCAGUUUUGUUGCAUUACACAAUUCCACCUUGUAUAGCCACAUGAAGAGCAAGCAUCUUGGUGUCCGCUAUCCAUGUGAUGAGUGUGACUAUCUGGCGACAUCACUCUGUCAUAUAAAGAGGCACAAGCUGAAUAUUCACAAUGGGAGUCGAUAUCCCUGUAAUAUAUGUGAAUAUAUUGCUAAGGAUACAUCAAACCUGAGACGACACGUCAGAAAAGUCCACAAAGUUGAGCCGUGAAAACUAUAAUGUUUAUACUGUCACAGUUUUUAAACAUUUGAUUUCUAUUUUUUGUUUUCUACAUAUUUUAUUAAAAGAAUAAAUUAUUGUUACUAGAAUAAAAGUACAAUACUUUUUUAACCGUGUUAACAUAGAUGAAAUAGUUGGUUGAAAUAAAUGUUAAUAUUAUUA
Messenger RNA from Eurytemora carolleeae, 1231 nucleotides. RefSeq names its product RE1-silencing transcription factor B. The transcript has 3 exons. NCBI's taxonomy places the organism in Eukaryota, Metazoa, Arthropoda, Copepoda, Calanoida, Temoridae. Bases 122 to 1060 code for a protein of 312 amino acids. Gene Ontology annotation, cellular component: nucleus. The record is from RefSeq and is a predicted model, not a curated record. Gene Ontology annotation, molecular function: RNA polymerase II transcription regulatory region sequence-specific DNA binding; DNA-binding transcription factor activity, RNA polymerase II-specific. Gene Ontology annotation, biological process: regulation of transcription by RNA polymerase II.